Molecule: messenger RNA, 4115 nt
Organism: Drosophila miranda
Lineage: Eukaryota; Metazoa; Arthropoda; Insecta; Diptera; Drosophilidae
Product: longitudinals lacking protein, isoforms N/O/W/X/Y-like
Exons: 5
Coding region: 1-2349 (782 amino acids)
Biological process (GO): regulation of transcription by RNA polymerase II
Cellular component (GO): nucleus
Molecular function (GO): protein binding
Source: RefSeq, a predicted model, not a curated record
AUGGACGACGAUCAGCAGUUCUGCCUGCGCUGGAACAACCACCAGAGCACGCUGAUCAGCGUAUUCGACACGCUGCUGGAAAACGAGACCCUAGUCGACUGCACGCUCGCCGCCGAGGGAAAGAUCCUCAAGGCCCACAAGGUGGUUCUGUCCGCCUGCAGUCCCUACUUUGCUACCUUACUCCAAGAACAGUAUGACAAGCACCCGAUCUUCAUACUCAAGGAUGUCAAGUACCAGGAGCUCCGCGCCAUGUUGGACUACAUGUACCGCGGCGAGGUCAACAUCUCACAGGACCAGCUGGCCGCACUUCUCAAGGCAGCCGAGUCGCUGCAGAUCAAGGGUCUGUCCGACAACCGCACCGGCGGUGGCAGCUCCGCGGCCGCCCCCAAGCCAGAGUCCUCUCAGCAUCAUCGCGGUGGCAAGAUGAGCGGCGCCUACACUCUGGAACAGACAAAGCGCGCUCGCCUGGCCACCGGCGGGGCAAUGGACACCUCUGGGGAUGUGUCCGGAUCGCGCGAGGGCUCGUCUAGUCCGUCGCGCCGUCGUCGAAAAGUCAGACGUCGCAGCCUGGAGAACGAUGCCCAAGACAACUCCAACUCGUCUGUUCUGCAGGCCGCCGCCUCGAAUCAGUCUAUCCUCCAACAGACAAGCGCAGGCCUCGCCGUCUCCGCCCUGGUCAGCACCCAGAUGCCCGGCGGCGGCAGCAACGUGGCCGGCACCAGCCAAGUCCCGACCCAGCAGCAGCCAUUGACCAGCACCAACGUUACCAAAAAGACUGAAAGCGCUAAACUAACAUCAUCGACAGCCGCCCCAGCUCACGCCGCCACUGCGACAGCAGCCGGCCAGCAGCAACAACUGCUGCAGCAGCAGACCAGCGAUGCCAUCAACACCGAGAACGUACAACCACAGAGCCAAGGCGCCCAAGGCGACGUCGGUGAUGCCGAGGAUAUGGAGGAGGCGAGCGCAGCUGCCGGGGGCGUCACUCCGGCCGCUUCAGGCGCUGGUGCGUCCGCUGGAGCCGUGCACACUGGUGUCGUGGUCAAGCAACUGACAGCCGUCGUCGAUAAGUCAUCGUCCAAUCACAAACAGAAGGUCAAGGACAACAGCGUGUCGCCCGUGGGCUCGGAAAUGGUUAUCGAACCCAAGGCCGAAUACGAUGACGAUACGCACGACGAGAAUGUUGAGGACUUGACACUGGACGAGGAGGAUAUGACAAUGGAGGAGCUGGACCAGACGGCCGGCACCAGCCAGGGUGGCGAAGGAUCUAGUCAAACAUAUGCAACAUGGCAACACGACAGAUCUCAGGACGAACUCGGACUUAUGGCACAGGAUGCACAGCAACGGGAUCCACAAGAUCUGAGUAUUACGCGCAUUGCGGGACUCACCUGGAACGAGUGGAACGCUCGGCUGGCAAUGCCCCUGGUCACCCUAAGCGAAGGCGUGCAGCCCCUGGUCUUUCCCACAGACCUCUCUGUCGAGAAGCAAUCCCAGAGCCUGGUCCUCAAGGAGCCGCUCGGUGAACGAAAUACGCCCACAGAUUGUGUGCCCAAGAGCGAGCCCAGUGCCGCCUCUACGCCGCGUAACCACAGCGGUCACAGCAGCGGAAAGCCCCACAAGACCAGCGGUGGUGGGAAGCUCAAGCACCUCACCGAGGAGGAAGCCACCUCCCUGAUGCUAAAGGCAGUGGCCGAGAAGCAAGCGGCUGCGGCGGCGGCAGCGGCGGGGGCCAACACCAGGGCCGAGCUGAGCUACGGCGAUGAUCAGGCCAGCUCCGGGAAUGGCAACAGCAGCGACUACCAGGCCAACCUAAGUGGAGGCGUGACCUUUGCGGAUGUUGGCGGCCCAGCUGGACUUUGCCAUAUCAACAUCCUGAACAGCAUCAGCGCCAUGAACAAUCUGAUUAGCGGCAGCACGGCAGGGAAGGCUGGCGGAUCGGUGGUCGGACUAGCUGGGUCCGGAUCGAGCGCGACCCCAUCCAACGGCAAUAACAACGGAUCACUGGGCGGAGCCGACAAUGGUGCUGGACACCCAUGCCCAGUCUGCGGCCGUGUCUACAAGCUGAAGUCCUCGCUGCGGAACCACCAGAAAUGGGAGUGCGGCAAGGAACCGCAGUUCCAGUGUCCCUUCUGCGUGUACCGGGCCAAGCAGAAGAUGCACAUAGGUCGCCACAUGGAGCGCAUGCACAAGGAGAAGUUCAAGCUGGAGGAUGUGAAAAGCUUCGCUGGCUCUGAAGCCCUAGAUGGCGAUAGCAGUGGAGUGGGCGGAGGAGGAGUCACUGCUGCAACCGUGGCGGCAGCCGCAGCGGCUGCCCUGGCUAGUGCCACGGAGCUGCAUCCGCACUUCUCAUAAAUGGAGGAUAAAGAGUUAAAGUUGAGCAGUUAUUACGAGUACGAUGAAGAAAACUAAAUCUAAACAGAAUCAGGGAUUAUCAAAUAGAAGAAAAUUAUGUAAAGCACGAAAUCACACACCAUGCUCUCGGGAAAACGGAAUCAGUGUGCCAAAUUAAUUUUAACAAACCAACCAACAAACAAAGUAACAAACAAGAAAACAAAACAAAAUACGAAAAUGAAAUAAUGUUUUAAGAUGCCUGAAAAUUUCGAUAAAAGUGUUCGAGAGGAAGAAAACAAUUUGUUGCAAAGCACAAACAUUUACGCCAUUUCACAUAUUAUACUUUUUUUUUGUUAUUUGUUAUUAAUUGUUUACACAAAACCGAUUUGAAAAUCUAUAAUUUCUACAACUUGGAGCAACCGUAAGAGCAACAGAAACGUGAUCAGUAAAAUGAUUUUACACAAUAUAAUAAAAUUUUAAAAUUGCAACAUUCCACAAAACGAAAGAAGAAAGACAAAUCUUGUACAAUGAAACGGUUUUGGAUUAGCGAAAUAUAUAGUUUAGCCUAGCUCUACAUACAUACAUAUACAUAGACAUAGACACAUACAUAUAUAAAAGAUGUAUAGCCAGGGAGCAGCAGUAGUAGUAGCAGCAGCCAACUCAAUGGAUAUGUAAGAUGAAAAAGUAACGAGAACUCAGACCAUAUUAAGAUAUUACUAGGGAAAGGCACACGAAAACGAGCCCAGAACGGUACUCGUUACCUUUACCUGUAGCCUGAUGCACGGCGUAAUGUGCGUGGAGUUUAACCGAUAGAUAUUUAUUCCACCACCCUAGAUACAGUGCAGACGUAAACAAUGCAUUAGCCCUCAAUUUAUUGAACAGCUCAACAAUUAAAAAGUCCACGUGGGAAUACUUUAAAGAUCAUGGCAGAGCUUCUUACUAGAUGCCUGUACAUGGAUCAAGGGGAAGAAUCCUUUGGAAACCCAUAGUAAUUUAUAGCAGUGCCAAAACAGAUUCAGACCAGGUUCCCACACAUAAAGUCAGUCAGUCAAUCAAUCAGUCAGUCAGUCAGUCAGUAAUUAGCCUCUUUAAACAACAAUUUACCUCAAGUUGAAAUAUUUGCUAUUAUGACGAUGUCUUAGGCUAAACACAACAUGUACUAAGCUCAAAAACAUUUUAUAGAGUUAGUGUAAGAGAGGGUGGGAGAGCGCGUUUGGUAGUCAACGAAGAAAGUGCCUUCACAAAUGGAUGGAAACCAGAAGCAAUUCGCGUAAAUUGUAAUUUAAAAUCUACGAUAAGCAAACGUUCGUAGUUGUGUAAAGCCAUAUAAAGUAGGUUAAGGCAGGAAUUUAAGUAAAAGUCAAGAGGAUGAGGAUGAGCAGGAGGUCAGGAUUUAAAUGGUCUUUAGACAUUUAAACUCAGGUACUUAGUUGGAGGUCGGGAACGGGAAUCCCAAUUCAAUAACUCAAACACAAAAGCAAGAAAAGAUCAAGUAGCUGAGCUACUGAAUACACGACAACGACAACCACAACAGCAACAGCAACUACAGCACUACAUAAACGGAAACAACAAUCAACAAAACACCGCCACAAAUACGUCACAUGCACUUUAUUUAUUAUUUUUUUGAUACCUUAUUAAUACGAUACGAAUGUGUGCGAUAACUAAUAUAUUACUCGGCACAUUCAUAAGUAGUCAAGCCUAAUUUAUUUUAUACCUUGCUUUCCACUACAACGAAAUACAUUCCAUAGAUGAUUUUAUUAAGCUUUAAUUACAACGACAACAGCUCC